Messenger RNA from Helianthus annuus (common sunflower), 504 nucleotides. Its product is annotated as secreted RxLR effector protein 161-like. Lineage: Eukaryota; Viridiplantae; Streptophyta; Magnoliopsida; Asterales; Asteraceae. The transcript has a single exon. The record is from RefSeq and is a predicted model, not a curated record. Bases 1 to 504 code for a protein of 167 amino acids.
AUGAAUCCAGGAACACAAUUAACAAAGACUGAAGAAGGAGAUCUAGUAGAUGCAACACAUUACAGAAGCCUGAUAGGUUCUCUCAAAUACUUAUUGCAUACAAGGCCAAAUCUAUGUUACACAGUCAGUCUGCUUAGUAGAUUCAUGCAAGAACCAAAGGAGCAACACUUGAAAGCAGUAAAGCAAGUACUACGUUAUAUAAAAGGAACUAAAGAGUAUGGAAUCAUCUACAAGAAGCAAGGAGGAUGUAAGAUCACAGGUUAUAGUGAUAGCAGUUAUGGAGUUAAUACAGACAAAGGAAAAGGAACAUCUGGUCUGGUAUUCUACUUUGGAGAAUCACCUAUAACCUGGUGCACACAGAAGCAACAGACAGUGGCACUAUCAUCAUGUGAAUCGGAAUUCAUGGCAGCCACUGAAGCAGCAUGCCAAGCACUAUGGCUUAAGAGAUUGUUAAGCGAAAUUACAGGCUGGAAGGAAGAAAAAAAUAACACUAAGGGUGGAUAA